This is a messenger RNA of Penicillium robsamsonii, 4557 nucleotides long. RefSeq names its product NACHT and WD40 domain protein. The transcript has 3 exons. NCBI's taxonomy places the organism in Eukaryota, Fungi, Ascomycota, Eurotiomycetes, Eurotiales, Aspergillaceae. Gene Ontology annotation, biological process: negative regulation of transcription by RNA polymerase II. The record is from RefSeq and is a predicted model, not a curated record. Bases 1 to 4557 code for a protein of 1518 amino acids. Gene Ontology annotation, cellular component: transcription repressor complex; nucleus. Gene Ontology annotation, molecular function: protein binding.
AUGGCGUCUUCGCUAUCUUUUCACAAUCCUAAUUUCGGAACUCAGACAGGGAUUAAUAAUGGGACGAUUAAUGCUCAGUUCGACCUGCGUUCAGACCCUCUUGACAUGUUACCAAUUGCGGACGGGGCAGUGUUCGACUCUUACGCGAAUCAGCAUCAGGACAAAUGUCUUCCAGGCACUAGGAGCGAACUUCUCAACGAGAUUGCACAAUGGGCUAUGUCAUCGGAGGGAAAAUGUAUCUUUUGGUUGAAUGGGAUGGCCGGGACCGGGAAAUCGACGGUUUCUCGCACUGUGGCUAACCGCUUCGAAGAAGAGAAGUUACUAGGAGCAAGCUUCUUCUUUAAGAGGGGCGAGGGAGAUAGAGGGAAUGCGAUAAAGCUUUUCCCGACGAUUACCAAACAACUAGCGAAGGUUAUUCCCCAACUGACCUCUGGUGUUCGAAAAGCAAUUGACAACAACCCCGACAUCGGAACUAAAGGGCUGAAGGAACAGUUUGACAGAAUACUCCUUCAACCUCUACUGGACUUGCAUUCAUCCACUCUCCCGACCCUGAUUGUAGUCAUAGUGAUAGACGCACUAGACGAAUGCGACGUGGAUAAUGACAUGCGACUUAUACUCCAACUACUACCACAAUUACAGAAAGCAGAGGGUAUACGUGUACGAGUUUUGUUAACUAGCAGGCCUGAAUUGCCGAUUCGUCUGGGGUUUGAUAAGCUUCCUCACCAUGAUCAUAAAGACUUCGUUCUACAUAACAUCCCUAAGGAAGUUAUUGAAAAUGAUUUAUCAUUAUUCUUGAAUCAUCGAAUUUCAAAGAUUAGAGAGGAGCGAGAACCCCCCCUACCUAUCGAUUGGCCUGGCGCGAUAAAUAUCAGAAAACUAGUGGCGUUGUCUGUUCCGCUAUUCAUCUUCGCCGCUACGAUAUGCCGCAUAUUUGAGGACCCUGACUGGGACCCAAUGGACAGUCUUCCUGAGAUUCUCACACAUCAAAAUGAUGAAUCUAAACUGGAUGGAACGUAUCUUCCUGUGCUUGAUCGGCUUCUUAAAAGACAAUCGGAAAAGAAGAAAAAGGAGCUGGUCCAAGAAUUUCAUGAAGUGGUCGGUGCAAUCGUGAUACUAGAGAGCCCACUCUCAAUUAUCGCACUUCCAAAACUUAUCGGCCUCCCGCAGAGGCUUGUUCAUACCAGACUCAACUCACUACACUCAGUUCUAAGUGUACCAAAUGAUGAGACCUCGCCGAUACAGCUCUUUCAUUUAUCAUUUCGAGACUUUCUUCUUAGUCCGGAAACCCGUGAGAAGACAGUAUUCUGGAUAGAUGAGAAAGAAAUGCAUCAUAGAUUAUCCAAACGUUGCUUUCUUAUAUGUGAGAAUCUGAGACGGAAUAUUUGCGAACUGCCAAGUGAUGGAACACAACGUGAGAAUAUUGAUCGCCAGACUAUCAAUCGUUUUCUUCCUCCAGAAUUGCAAUAUGCCUGUCGAUAUUGGGCACAUCAUCUGGUACUAUGCAUAGACAUGUAUACUGUGGUGCAAGAUGUUCUCUUAUUUCUCAAGAGGCAUUUUCUGCACUGGGUGGAAGCAAUGAGCCUGUUAGGCCUUACGUCAGAAGUGGUGGGGAUUAUCAAUCGCCUAGAGGCGGUUAUAGCAGGCGACCACAAUGCUGAAACGUCCGAAUUUCUGCAUGAUGCAAAGCGUUUUAUACUUAAAAACCGCCAGAUAGCUGACGAAGCGCCCCUACAGGUUUAUUGCUCAGGACUUAUCUUUGCGCCUCGAAAGGCAAUAAUCCGCAAAGAAUUCAAAGUGCAGCUUCCUAGUUGGAUAUAUCAGUUACCACAAGUUCAGGAAAGGUGGAGUGCAGAAUUGCAGGCACUCCAGGGUCAUUCUAGUUCAGUUCAGUCGGUGGCCUUCUCGCCCAACGGCCAGUUACUGGCCUCUGGCUCUCUCGAUAAGACACUUCGGCUGUGGGAUACGGCGACGGGCGCCCUACAGCAGACUCUCGAGGGUCAUACUGAUUGGGUUGAAUCGGUGGCCUUCUCGCCUGACGGCCGGCUACUAGCGUCUAGCUCUAACGAUAAGACAAUCUGCCUCUGGGAUACGGCGAUAGGCGCUCUACAGCAGACUCUUAAGGGCCAUACUGAUUCAGUUCAGUCGGUGACAUUUUCGCCCGAUGGCCAGCUGCUAGCGUCUGGCUCGGACGAUGAGACGGUUCGGCUCUGGGACACGGCGACAGGCGCCUUACAGCAGACUCUUAAGGGUCAUACUGAUUGGGUUCAGUCGGUAGCCUUCUCGCCCGACGGUCGGCUGCUAGCGUCUAGCUCUGACGAUAAGACAAUCCUGCUCUGGGACACAGCGAGAGGCGCCCUACAGCAGACUCUCGAGGGCCACACUGAUUCAGUUCAGUCGGUGACAUUUUCGCCUGACGGUCAGCUACUAGCCUCUGGCUCCGACGAUGAGACAGUUCGGCUUUGGGAAACGGCGACAGGCGCCCUACAGCAGACUCUCGAGGGUCAUACUGAUUGGGUUCAAUCGGUGGCCUUCUCGCCCGACGGUCGGCUGCUAGCGUCUAGCUCUGACGAUAAGACAACCCUGCUCUGGGACACAGCGACUGGAGUCUUACAGCAGAUUCUCGAGGGCCAUAUUAAUGGGAUUAACUCGGUAGCCUUCUCGCCUGAUGGUCGGCUACUAGCGUCUGGCUCGGACGAUGAGACGGUUCGGCUUUGGGACACGGCGACAGGCACCUUACAGCAGACUCUCGAGGGUCAUACUGAUUGGGUUCAGUCGGUGGCCUUCUCGCCCGACGGUCGGCUGCUAGCCUCUGGCUCUCGCGAUAAGACAGUCGGGCUUUGGGACAUGGCGACGGACAUGGCGACGGGCAUAGCGACGGGCGCCCUACAGCAGACUCUUGAGGGCCAUACUGAGUCGGUUCAAUCGGUGGCCUUCUCACCCGACGGCCGGCUGCUAGCGUCUGGCUCCGACGAUGAGACAGUUCGGCUUUGGGACACGGCGACAGGAGUCCUACAGCAGGUUCUCGAGGGCCACACUGGUUGGGUUCAGUCGGUGACCUUCUCGCCCGACGGCCGGCUACUAGCGUCUAGCUCUGAGGAUAAGACAGUCAGGCUUUGGGACAUAGCGACUGGCGUCCUACAGCAGACUCUUGAGGGCCAUACUGAGUCGGUUCAGUCGGUGGCCUUCUCGCCCGAUGGCCGGCUGCUAGCGUCUGGCUCAGACGAUGAGAUAGUUCGGCUCUGGGACACAGCGACAGGCGCCCUACAGCAGGCUUUCGAGGGCCACACUGGUUGGGUCCAGUCGGUAACCUUCUCGCCCGACGGCCGGCUACUAGCGUCUAGCUCUGAUGAUAAGACAAUCCUGCUCUGGGACACAGCGACUAGAGUCCUACAGCAGACUCUCGAAGGCCAUACUGAUUGGGUUCAGUCGGUAGCCUUCUCUCCCGAUAGUCGGCUACUAGCGUCUGGCUCGGACGAUGAGACAGUUCGGCUCUGGGACACGACGACUGGAGUCCUACUACUAACUCUUAAGGCCCAUACUGGUUGGGUUCGUUCGGUGACUUUCUCACCCGACGGCCGGCUACUGGCGUCUAGCUCCGACGAUAAGAUAGUUCGGCUCUGGAAUAUGGCGACGGCUCCCUUACAACAGAAUCCCGAGUACCAUACUGGUUGGGUUCGUUCGUUAGCCUUCUCGCCUGAUGGUCAGCUACUAGCCUCUGGCUCCGACGAUGAGACAGUUCGGCUUUGGGAAACGGCGACAGGCGCCCUACAGCAGACUCUCGAGGGUCAUACUGAUUGGGUUCAAUCGGUGGCCUUCUCGCCCGACGGUCGGCUGCUAGCGUCUAGCUCUGACGAUAAGACAAUCCUGCUCUGGGACACAGCGACGGGCGCCCUACAGCAGACUCUUGAGGGUCAUACUGAGUCGGUUCAAUCGGUGGCCUUCUCACCCGACGGCCGGCUGCUAGCGUCUGGCUCCGACGAUGAGACAGUUCGGCUUUGGGACACGGCGACAGGAGUCCUACAGCAGGUUCUCGAGGGCCACACUGGGUUGGUUCGUUCGGUGGCCUUCUCGCCCGACGGCCGGCUGCUGGCGUCUGGCUCCAACGAUAGGAAUGUCCGGCUCUGGGACACAGCGACUGGUGCCCUAUACGAAAUAUUCCGUAUCCACAGCGUGGCCACUGACCUCGAAUUCUCCCAGGACGGUACAUACCUAAGCAGCAACCCAGGAUCUCCCGGUAUUAAGUGUCGCAAUCACACCCCACAUCUAUCUCCGGUAAAUCUGAAGAAAUCUAUACUGAAAAUUCCCCGACACAGUUCAUACACAAGCUGUAACUCGGGAUCUCUUGGUAUUCAGUCCAAGUGUCGCAAUCACACCUCCAAUACACAUCAGGCAAAUCUGGAUAUAUCCAUAAUUAAGGCGCAGUGGAUAAUCUUCAAUGGGGAAAAGAUAUUGUGGCUUCCUCCUGACGCUGGCCCUUCUUGUUCGGCCAUUAAAGGCAGUACACUUGCCCUGGGCCACGCAUCAGGGCGAAUUUCCUUCAUAGGAUUUCGGGUAUAA